Messenger RNA from Polychytrium aggregatum, 1237 nucleotides. RefSeq names its product kinase-like domain-containing protein. The record is from RefSeq and is a predicted model, not a curated record. Gene Ontology annotation, biological process: protein phosphorylation. NCBI's taxonomy places the organism in Eukaryota, Fungi, Chytridiomycota, Chytridiomycetes, Polychytriales. The transcript has a single exon. Bases 124 to 1197 code for a protein of 357 amino acids. Gene Ontology annotation, molecular function: ATP binding; protein kinase activity.
AUGAAACGCUUUCCUCUGUCCGAGGUGGUCGUUCUCGCCUGCCCCCCAAGCCAAGCAGCCACCGAGAGCGCCCGCUUUCCCCGUCAUCUCCCCGUCGUUCCAUCCCUUCGCCACCGCUCAUAAAUGGCUUGUGAAGCGUCUACCUUUGACGAUAUCGUCGCUCGUGGUUGUCGAGUCGUCGACCCAAGUGAUAUCGUGUCCGUCGAACCACUUCAGAACUUCCUCAUGAUGAGGGACAACAUUCAGGUUCGCUUGGCUUUCUUCGAUCGUAAGAUUGUCGUCGUCAAGAAAUAUCGCCGCCUUCCUGAUGAGGAUUCUGGAGAAUAUCCACUCCACUUCCUCUGGGACGUUGGUACUUGGUCCAGCCUCCACCACUUCAACAUCCUCCCCCUUCUCGGCAUCUCCCGUCUCGACGACGGGUUCUGGGUUGCCCUGAGUCCCUUCCAACCAAAAGGCAACCUCACUACCUACAUCCGAAAGAACCCCCCAGUCUCCAUGGAAACCAAAGUUCUCUGGAUGAAGGAGAUAGCCACUGGCCUGCGCUAUCUCCACGAAAAGCGAGUCGUCCAUGGUGACUUGAAACCCGACCAUAUCCUGGUCGACUCUCGCCUCCACCUCCACCUCUGUGACUUCGCCUCUUCGCUCAGCUUCCCCCCAAAUGUGAGCAGCGCCAAAGGAUUCCCGCUUCCAGCCGUGCAUGGUCGAUACGGCACUGCCUACUACAUGGCCCCCGAGCAAGUUCACGCCAAUCAUCCUGUCCAGCCCAACAGAAGCACAGACGUCUUUGCCUUUGCUGUCUGCGCCUGUGAAAUCCUCGCAGACAUGUGUAAUGUCUGGGGCGAAGAGUCCCCUGGUAAAGAUGUCUAUGAAGAGCGUCGCAAUUUUUUCGCUCAAGGUAGGACUGCUACCAUCCAUCGAGACGCCCCGCCCUCCCUCGGGGCCAUGUUGACCAAAUGCCUCCAACAUGAGCCCCAAAAGCGCCUCGCCAUCAAGGACAUCGUCAAGAUGCUCGAAAGUCUCCACAAGAGGCUCAAGGCAUCCGCUGCACAAAAAAAGCGGCUCGAAUGCAAGGCCAUGGCUACUCAGCGUGGUGUCUUCAAGCCCCUCACCCAAGCAGUCCAGAACGACGGUGAUGCUGAUUUGUUGGCAUUGUUCGAUGGUAUUUCAGCUGGUAGUAGCAGUGACGACGACACUUGAAUGCAGUUUUUGUUCAAUAUACCCCUCAGUCCAUGCAGUA